Messenger RNA from Poeciliopsis prolifica (blackstripe livebearer), 2532 nucleotides. It is a transcript of the gene klhl7, whose product is annotated as kelch-like family member 7. NCBI's taxonomy places the organism in Eukaryota, Metazoa, Chordata, Actinopteri, Cyprinodontiformes, Poeciliidae. The coding region runs from base 303 to 2135 and encodes 610 amino acids. Gene Ontology annotation, molecular function: protein binding. Gene Ontology annotation, cellular component: Cul3-RING ubiquitin ligase complex. Gene Ontology annotation, biological process: protein ubiquitination. The record is from RefSeq and is a predicted model, not a curated record. The transcript has 12 exons.
CGUCUGCGCAGCCUCGAGGAUGGAGAAGAAGACGUCAAACGAGGGGAGACGCAAAGCUAAGCUGAGCACUAUCUUACGGAAUUAAUGUUCAGUCUCCCAUAAGUGUCUGGUUCCUGUCCCAGUCACCCCAUUAAGAAAAGUGACAUCUAACAUUCGUUUUUAAAUGUAAAAAUUGAGAACAAGUUGUCGUCUUUGUUAGCACGAACCCACUGGUUGCUGAGCGACAACAAAAAAGCCACACGCCGCCGGCAGUGAGCCUCCUAUUGCUUGACGAGAACUCCUCAGUCCAAUACCGACCUGACAUGACGGGCGUUGCGUCUCCGGAGAAGGCAGCAAGCUCCAAGAAGAAAAGCGAGAGGAAGUGUGCCUCCAAAGAAGAGUACAGGCAGCUGUCCGGCAUCAUGGCAAGCAUGAACAUUCUGAGAAAGCAGGGUACACUCUGUGACGUGACCCUGGUGGUUCAGGGGAAACACUUUCCUGCCCACAGAGUGGUCCUCGCUGCUGCCAGCCACUUCUUCAGCCUCAUGUUCACCACCAGAAUGAUGGAAUCAAUGUCUCAUGAGGUGGAACUGAGGAGUGCUGAGCCUGAGAUCAUUGAGCUGUUGAUUGAAUUCAUUUACACAGCAAGAAUCUCUGUGAACAGCAGCAACGUUCAGUCGUUGCUGGAUGCAGCCAACCAGUACCAGAUUGAGCCAGUGAAGAAGAUGUGUGUGGAGUUUCUUAAAGGACAGAUCGACGCCACAAACUGCCUGGGUAUCUCAGCCUUAGCAGACUGUAUGGACUGUCCUGAGCUGAAGGCCGCAGCAGAGGACUUUUUCCAGCUCCACUUUACAGAAGUCUAUAAACUGGAUGAGUUCUUGCAGCUGGAUGUUACACAGCUCACAUAUUUGCUCCACCAGGACAAGCUGACUGUUCGUGCUGAGGCUCAGAUUUAUGACGCGGCAGUGCGUUGGCUGAAAUAUGACGUGUGCAACAGAAAGCAGUACAUGGUGGAGGUGCUGGGGUGUGUUCGCUUCCCUCUGGUCUCCAAAACCUUCCUGUCAAAGACCGUGCAGGCAGAGCCGCUCAUCCAGGACAACCCACAAUGCCUCAAGAUGGUCAUCAGUGGGAUGCGUUACCAUCUAUUGUCUCUCGAAGACCGAGAAGACCUGGGAGAGAGCAGCCGGCCACGGCGCAAGAAGCACGACUAUCGGAUCGCCUUGUUUGGAGGCUCGCAGCCUCAGUCCUGCCGCUACUUCAAUCCCAAGGACUCCACCUGGACAGACAUCCGCUGCCCCUUUGAGAAACGCCGCGAUGCCACCGCCGUCUUCUGGGACAACGUGGUGUACAUCCUGGGGGGCUCGCAGCUGUUCCCCAUCAAGCGAAUGGACUGCUACAAUGUUCUGAAAGAUAGCUGGUAUUCCAAGCUAGGUCCACCCACUCCUCGCGACAGCCUGGCCGCUUGCGCUUCUCAGGGCAAGAUCUACACAUCGGGUGGAUCAGAAGUGGGGAGCUCAGUUUUGGACCUUUUUGAAUGUUACGACACAAGGACAGAGUCGUGGCAGGUGAAGACCAGCAUGCUGUUGGCCCGCUGCAGCCACGGCUCCGUUGAAGCCAACGGACUCAUUUAUGUUUGUGGAGGAACGGUGGGCAAUAACGUUUCUGGGAGGAUCCUCAACAACUGUGAGGUGUACGACCCCAGCACACAGCAAUGGCGAGAGCUUUGUGGGAUGAGGGAGGCCAGGAAGAACCAUGGACUGGCGGUUGUCAACAACAGGAUCUAUGCUGUGGGAGGACAGGGGCCUUUGGGUGGACUGGAUUCAGUGGAAUAUUAUGACAUUGCCGGCAACGAGUGGCGAGCUGCCUCACCAAUGCCAUGGAGGGGCGUGACGGUGAAGUGUGCAGCUGUUGGUGAUGCAAUAUAUGUGCUGGCAGGCUUCCAGGGGGUGGGACGGCUCGGGCACGUCCUGGAGUACCACACUGAAACCGACAGGUGGGUGACGUGCAGCAAAGUGCGAGCGUUCCCCGUCACCAGCUGCCUGAUCUGUGUGGUCGACACGUGUGGCGUGAACGAAGAUGAAGAUACGGAUCUCAUAGACUCUCAGCCGCAUGUCGCGUCCUCUUCCUCAGCCCCCACCUCAUCCCCCUCGUUGUAAAAUAAUAUUAUCUAAUGUGUUUUAAUUUUCGAAUGUAUGUUUACAGUUUUGAAAGAAACCGAUUUAACUCACAACAGUCGGGUUUUUCUUUUUUUGUUGUUUUUUUUCCCCCAGAAAGAUCCAGUCAUGCUUCGAUGGCUCACACUAUUGCAAGAAUGUUCUUUUACAGACAUGUUUUUACUACAUAAUUUAAUUUUAACUUAUAUUCACUCCAAAACUGCAGUUUUUUAUGAGACAUGUUACAUUUUUCUUUUACUCCAAGCAAAAGCUUUAGUGCCACCUUAAUACUUUAUAAAUAAUGCCACACACAGGCCUUUGAAAAAAAUGUGUAAACAUUUUAUUUUCAGCUGUAGUUACAAGUAAAACAGUGGGAAUAAAAAUAGGAAUGUAAAUUCUG